This is a messenger RNA of Brassica rapa (field mustard), 2155 nucleotides long. RefSeq names its product serine/threonine-protein kinase WNK2. Gene Ontology annotation, molecular function: ATP binding; protein kinase activity. Gene Ontology annotation, biological process: protein phosphorylation. The record is from RefSeq and is a predicted model, not a curated record. NCBI's taxonomy places the organism in Eukaryota, Viridiplantae, Streptophyta, Magnoliopsida, Brassicales, Brassicaceae.
UUGGUUGGUUAAACCGAAGAAACCCACUCGGUUUACUAAAACGUAAACGGACGCGUGGUAUUGUGAAAAGGUGAUUGGGUGAGAAGCCUAACUGGCUGUCUCUCGGCUGUGUCACUACUAGGUGGGCAUCUAAAGAAAAAACCACUUGUUUCCUCAUAUUCUCUCUUUUUUUAUAAAAAAAUUAUUUUUUUCUUCUUUUAUCAUCUCCAAAAACUCCAACAUCUCUCGCUCAAAAAGAAGGAGCCAUGAAUGGUGAAGAAAGCUUCGUUGAAGAUUGCUCUGAGUUUAUUGAAGUUGAUCCUUCAGGAAGAUAUGGAAGAUACGAGGAAGUACUUGGCAAGGGAGCUUCCAAGACAGUAUACAGAGCUUUUGAUGAGUACGAAGGGAUAGAAGUGGCAUGGAACCAAGUCAAGCUUCGAAAUUUCACUAGGAAUCCUGAGGAGUUAGAGAAAUUCUUUAGAGAGAUUCAUCUGCUCAAGACCUUGAAUCAUCAGAACAUCAUGAGAUUCUACACUUCUUGGGUUGAUACUGACAAUUUAUCAAUCAACUUUGUCACUGAACUCUUCACCUCCGGCACUCUCAGACAGUAUAGGUUGAGACAUAGAAGAGUCAACAUUAAAGCAGUGAAGCAAUGGUGUAAGCAGAUUCUAAAAGGGCUUCUCUAUCUCCAUAGCCGCUCUCCUCCAAUCAUCCAUAGAGAUCUCAAAUGUGAUAACAUCUUCAUCAAUGGAAACCAGGGAGAAGUCAAGAUUGGUGACCUUGGACUCGCUGCCAUUCUUUGUAAAUCACAUGCUGUUCGCUGCGUUGGAACCCCUGAGUUUAUGGCACCAGAAGUGUAUGAUGAGGAGUACAAUGAGCUGGUUGAUGUAUAUGCUUUUGGAAUGUGUGUAUUAGAGAUGGUCACUUUCGAUUACCCUUACAGUGAAUGCACUCACCCUGCACAAAUCUACAAGAAAGUUACCUCGGGGAAGAAGCCUGAAGCUUUCUACUUAGUGAAGGAUCCUGAGGUUCGUGCCUUCGUUGAGAAAUGUUUAGCCACCGUGACGUCUAGGCUUACUGCUUUGGAGCUUUUGCAAGACCCUUUCUUACAAGAAGAUGUUAAUGGAUUUGAUCUGAGACCUACUGAUUACUACAACGGUUAUGAUGAACCUGGUGUGUUCCUUAGACAACCUCUCAUAGAUCCUCCUGAUCAGCUUGAGCCACAGAUAUGUGAGAUCAAUCUUUUCGCUCAAGACGAUGAGGAAGACUCUGACCAUGUAGACAUUUCGAUCAAAGGGAAGAGAAACGGUAAUGAUGGGAUCUUCUUGAGAUUCAGAAUCUCUGAUGCAGAAGGACGUAUAAGGAACAUAUACUUCCCGUUUGAGACGGCUAUAGACACAGCGUGGAGUGUAGCAGAAGAGAUGGUGUCUGAACUCGACAUAACGAAUCAAGACGUUGUGAAAAUCGCGGAGAUGAUCGAUGCGGAGAUUGCUGCUUUGGUUCCUGACUGGAAGACUGAUGAUCACAACGUUACAGAAGGUGAAAAAAAUGGAGGAUUCUGUGGGAACUGUGCUACGAAUGGGUAUAUACAAGAGACAGUAUCAUCAAACAGUGAACUCUCAGGGGAGAAACCUCACAACCAUCAUCAUCAAUUUGAUGAGAGAAGCUGUUCUUCGGUACACGGUAGGUUCGAGGAGAUAAGUUACCAAGUGGAAGGAGAAGAACAGCACGGAGAUGGUGGUGAUGUUGUUGUUGUUGUGUCUGGAGAAAGUAAUAAUAAUAAUAACAGGAUUCACUACGCGGAUAUUUGGGGACUGAGAGAUUCACGUUCUGAUGAAGGAGAAGAAGAGCAGGGUACGUCGGUGAGUUUGAGUUUGAGUUUGAGUAGGAGGAAGAAGGUGAGAGGUGAGUGGUGGUCGGAGAAUGAGAUAAGGAGAGAGUUGAGAUGGCUUAAGGCAAGGCAUAAGAUUCAGCUUGAUCAUCAACGGGUAUGUUGUGAGAAACCGACGGAGUCAGCAUCACAGCCUCUUCUUUACAGGGCGAUCUCGCUUCCCGUCGACGCCGUUGAUAUAUGAGAUUGUAUAAAGUCUAAUUAAAUGAGAACAUCUAACCAAAUGGCUUAAGAGCAUGAUUAACGGUAAAACCGUUUAUGGGAUCCUUAAUUUUUUUUUGAUUU